AUGAAUUUUGAUGAUAGCUGCUGUUUUCUGGAGAAUAAUUUUGAUCAAUUUUAUUUGACGAAUUUGCUUUCCCCAAACAAUUCCAGGACCAAUGUUAAUAAUAUCACCGAACAAAGCAAUGAUCAGCUUUCGGAAGCCAUUGGGGGUUUGGAAUUUGAUUUGAAUUCACAGAGUAACGAUGGAGUACUUGCAACAGAUGAUUCGUCGAUAUUUGAUACUGUUACGCUUGAUGAUGAUUUUAUCAGUCAAAUGUUCUAUUGUAAUGCUUCGCCAUCCACUAGUGAUUCCGGAAAUUAUUCGCCAACAUGCUCUACUUCAGAUGAUCAGAGUGCUCCUGACAAUGAUCGAAUUACAAAUGUAUCUCAGGCUACACAAAUACAUCAAUUGGAAACGAAAUUUACUGCAAUGCCUAAUCCAAGACGACUUAUUCCCGUUCAGAUCCCUGUUCAGCAGAUUGUAACGAAUGGUAAAAGCACAUCAAGUCACCCAACGAUUUUCAUUACGCCAUUCCACUCCAGCUCUCUUAACUCGCAAUCAUCUGUCAAUCAAGAUAAGCAACGGAUACUGUCACCAAAACAUGACGGACCAUCAUCAGCACCGACACUUGCGAGCUCUAUUGUUAAGGAUUAUGAUCGUAAGAAGGAAGACAGGAAAAUACGGAAUCGAUAUUCGGCUCAACUUUCACGGAUCCGGAAAAAAAAUGAAGUCGAUGAAAUGAAGCGAAAUUUGGCUAACAAAGAUGUCAUUAUUGAGAAAUUAAAGAAUGAAAUCGAAAAUUUAAAAGGAACUAUUGAAACUUUGCGAAGAGAGAAUGAAAUGUUGAAGUCAAGUACUGGUAAUCGAAACAGCGGUGGUCGUUUAGGUAUGCUAGCUGGCGCUGUUUGUCUUUUUGGAUUUGUUUCGUUAUUGUCUUUUAGCAACACCCAUACCAGUUAA
Messenger RNA from Cercopithifilaria johnstoni, 936 nucleotides. Lineage: Eukaryota; Metazoa; Nematoda; Chromadorea; Rhabditida; Onchocercidae. The record is from the annotation of a GenBank genome assembly.